This is a messenger RNA of Haliotis rufescens (red abalone), 2446 nucleotides long. Its product is annotated as cubilin-like. The record is from RefSeq and is a predicted model, not a curated record. The transcript has 20 exons. The coding region runs from base 2 to 2383 and encodes 793 amino acids. NCBI's taxonomy places the organism in Eukaryota, Metazoa, Mollusca, Gastropoda, Lepetellida, Haliotidae.
CAUGGAGGCGGUCAACGUGUUGUUACUGUCCUCUGUGCUGUUUACACUCUCGCCACUUUCUGGGGCAUUUGCUGCCUGCAACAACAGUGUAGUCGUUGUCACGCCUGACUUUGUCAACAUAACGUCCCCUAACUACCCUGACCAGUUUCCAAAUAACCUAGACUGUGGGUGGAUAUUCCGAGCCCGGGAUCCAGGCAAUAUGGUCAUUGUGGGAAUAGCUGAUAUGUCAAUUGUCAGGUCAACAAAUUGUUCCAUGGCACGUCUCACAGUCUAUGAUGGAGCGAACUGGACGGCCCCAGUCAUCAACAUAUAUUGUGGACAUAGCAAAGACUCCAUAGCAAGUACUGGAGACAGCCUGUUCGUUAGGUUCCAGACGGGAACAGCAGGCCACGGACACGGAUUCCGACUUGUCGUAACUGAAAUGCCAAAAUGCACUGGGAAUCUUACUGCUUCGUCGGCUGCGCAAACGCUGCAGUCGCCAUUUUACCCUCUCCAAUAUUUCAGUAACCUUCAUUGUAAAUGGACAAUUACAGCUGAAUCCAACAAAACGAUCAUUAUCAAAGUGGUAGAUUCUCAGAUUCAACCAAGCUCUGGGUGUACGGCUGAUUAUGUCUCUGUUUAUAACGGGAAUGACACCACAGCAUCCAACCUAUUGGGCGCCUUUUGUAAUGACAACACACCUAUAUACCAGACCGGUUUAAACAAAGCGCUUAUUGUUUUUGAAACCGACAAUUUCUUUGUAAUGAAGGGCUUUAAACUGACUUACAAAUCCGUCCCAAGUUCUAGCUGCUCUGUUAUCCUUCAAGCUGAUGAAACACCUCCCAAUUACAUUGUUUCACCUGGCUACCCGAAUGCAUAUUACAACAACCUUGACUGCGUCUGGACUAUCAUCUCUCUUCAAAACAAAAUUGAACUGGAUGUUGUGUCAUCAGAUGUAGAAGGUCCUUACCCUGCUUGUGGACAUGACGUUGUUACUGUCUACUCAGGUCAACCUCCGGACGGUUACAAACUUGGAAAGUUCUGUGGUAACACAAGUAAUACAACAUUAUUUGCAACAAAUUCAAAUAUAAUGACGCUGAAGUUUAAAACCAACACUGCUGUCGUGAGACGUGGUUUCAAGUUACGCUAUCAUGCCUUCUCUGGAACUGCGCCCACUAAGCCGCCGCCACCAGCUCUUCCAUGUGGGAACGGAAGUUACACCAUAGGAACUACAUUGACCAACCAUUCACUCAUAUCACCUGGUUACCCCGAGGGUUAUAACGGGAAAGCAAACUGUUCCUACUUCAUCACCGGGCCAUCCAACACCAUGAUCCACGUCAAGGUUACAGAUUCUAGCCUUUCAGCGGGACCAUUCUGUGACGAGGAUUACGUCGAAGUGUAUGACGGUGGGAAAUUGUUGACAGUGUGGUGUUCUCAACAAAGACCUGAAUUUCAGACCACAGGAAAUCAAGUAAACCUCAGAUUCAUAGCAGAUGGUUCAUCAAGAUAUAAAGGCUUUAACCUGACGUACUCUGCCACGACAGUGCCCUACUCUUGCGGAAAUCAGCUGACAGCUACCACGACAACAAGCUAUCUCAGAUCACCCAACUAUCCAUAUCAGUAUCAGAACAAUGAAGACUGUCAGUGGAACAUGACUACAUCGGAGAAAAAUAUCAAGUUGACAAUUAAACUGAUGGAGCUACAGGGUGGAGCUAACUGUUCAUACGAUUACAUAGCUGUGUAUGACGGUUCGUCGACCUCUGCACAGAUGUUGGGAAAAGUCUGUUCCACGGCCACACCUUCUUUUACCAGUUCUGGUCCCAAUGUGUUCAUCCAUUUUCACACCGAUGGUUCCGCUGCUUAUGGUGGCUUUAAAAUGGCAUAUAUUGCAGGGAAUUUUUCCGUUUGUGGUGAAACGGACCUUGUCGCUCCAUUCACUGGCUUUAAUAACCUCAAGUCACCAGGAUAUCCGUUUCAUUACCCGAGCAAUACGGAGUGUGUAUGGACAAUCCGCACAUCCAGCUCAUCUUAUAUUGUGUCACUCACCGUGGCCGAGUCCUCCUUGGAAUACAGCUCUGGUUGCUUCAACGACUAUGUGCAAGUCUACGAUGGUGGAAGUACUUUAUCUUCAUCACUGGGGUGGUUUUGUGGGACUCAGGCUCCACGGUAUCAAAGCUCUGGCCGCUAUAUGACAGUGAAGUUCCAAUCCAAUGGCGUCAACAACGACAAGGGCUUCAGACUUGUGUAUACAGCUGAUCUUUUCCGAUCCUACAAUUCACCGUCCAGUCUGAGUAUUAAAGUUGGCGCAAGUGUCGGUGGAGGGGCGUUCCUGAUUGUCGUUGCUGUCGUCGUGUUUGUCUACAUCAGACGGAGACGUCGAGGACCGACCAAGCGGAGAUUCUAGUUCAUGUCGAAACUUUUGUGACGUCAUUUGUUUCGUUGAACGUCAUUUGAGACGCUGCGAAAA